AAUAAGUGGAGAACUUUCCUUUAGUUCAGGGAGCAAAGGGGCAGGAGAAGAGCUAUCUUAAGAAGUUUUUAUUUGUGCCAACAUAGAAGUACUUUGUGGUAGGCCAUCUGUACUGGGAGGAUUUCCUCAGAAUGUAAAGUAUGUCGUGAGAUUUAGAGAGCCGGGAUUUUCUCUGGAGCUAUCUGGGAAAGCAGCAGGAAACGUAGACAGCACUGGUUUAUGUUGCUUGUAACGUAGGUGGCAAGAAUGGAAGACAGUUUGCCCGGUCUCCCUUCAGUGUAUGGUUCUUCUACACUUACAAACUUCUGCACUGAUGAUAGUAUUUCUGCUGCAAGUACUUCUGAUGUUCAAGAUCGCCUUUCAGCUCUUGAAUUACGAGUUCAACAACAAGAAGAUGAAAUCACUGUGUUAAAGGCAGCUUUGGCUGAUGUUUUGAGGCGCCUUGCAAUUUCUGAAGACCAUGUAGCCUCAGUGAAAAAAUCUGUCCCAAGUAAAGGGCAGCCAGGCCUUCGAGAAGCUAUUUCCAUGUCCUGUAUUACCAAUGGAAGUGGCGCAAACAGAAAACCAAGUCAUACCAGUACUGUCUCAAUUGCAAGGAAAGAAACACUUUCAUCUGCUGCUAAAAGUGGUACAGAAAAAAGGAAAGAAAAACCACAAGGACAGAGAGAAAAAAAAGAGGAAUCUCAUUCUAAUGAUCAAAGUCCACAUAUUCGAGCAUCACCUUCUCCCCAGCCCUCUUCUCAGCCUCUCCAAAUACACAGACAAACUCAAGAAAGCAAGAAUUCUACUCCCACCAAAAGCAUAAAGCGACCAUCAACAGCUGAAAAAUUGCAUAAUUCAUGGGAAAAUUCAGAUGAUAGUCGUAAUAAAUUAUUGAGGGCAGUUUCAUCAUCAAAGUUGAUAUCAAAAGUUAUAAAAAAUACAGACAAGCAUAAAGAUGUCAUCAUCAACCAAGCAAAAAUGUCAACCCGUGAAAAAAACAGCCAAGAAGGAGAAUAUGUUAAAAUGUUUAUGCGAGGUCGGCCAAUUACAAUGUUUAUUCCUUCUGAUGUUGACAACUAUGAUGACAUCAGAACAGAAUUGCCUCCUGAGAAGCUCAAACUGGAGUGGGCAUACGGUUAUCGAGGAAAAGAUUGUCGAGCUAAUGUUUACCUUCUUCCUACUGGGGAAAUAGUUUAUUUCAUAGCAUCAGUAGUAGUACUAUUUAAUUAUGAGGAAAGAACUCAACGACACUACCUUGGUCAUACAGACUGUGUGAAAUGCCUUGCUGUACAUCCUGACAAAAUUAGGAUUGCAACUGGACAGAUUGCUGGAGUGGAUAAAGAUGGAAGGCCUCUGCAACCCCACGUCAGAGUGUGGGAUUCAGUUAGUCUAUCCACACUGCAAAUUAUUGGACUUGGAACUUUUGAGCGUGGAGUAGGAUGCCUGGAUUUUUCCAAAGCAGAUUCAGGUGUUCAUUUAUGUGUUAUUGAUGACUCCAAUGAACAUAUGAUUACUGUAUGGGAUUGGCAGAAAAAAUCGAAAGUGGCAGAAAUAAAGACAACAAAUGAAGUUGUUUUGGCUGUGGAGUUCCAUCCAACAGAUGCAAAUACCAUAAUAACAUGUGGUAAAUCUCAUAUUUUCUUUUGGACAUGGAGUGGCAAUUCACUAACAAGAAAACAGGGGAUUUUUGGGAAAUAUGAAAAACCAAAAUUUGUGCAGUGCUUGGCAUUCCUAGGAAAUGGAGAUGUUCUUACUGGAGACUCAGGUGGAGUCUUACUUAUAUGGAGCAAAACUACUAUAGAACCCACACCUGGGAAAGGACCUAAAGGUGUUUAUCAGAUCAGCAAACAAAUCAAAGCUCAUGAUGGCAGUGUGUUCACACUUUGUCAAAUGAGGAAUGGGAUGUUAUUAACUGGAGGAGGGAAAGACAGAAAAAUAAUUCUGUGGGAUCAUGAUCUGAAUCCAGAAAGAGAAAUAGAGGUUCCUGAUCAAUAUGGAACAAUCAGAGCUGUAGCAGAAGGAAAAGCAGAUCAAUUUUUAGUAGGCACUUCAAGAAACUUUAUUUUACGGGCAACAUUUAAUGAUGUCUUCCAAAUAGAAGUACAGGGUCACACCGAUGAGCUUUGGGGUCUUGCCACACAUCCCUUCAAAGAUUUGCUCUUGACGUGUGCUCAGGACAGACAAGUGUGCAUGUGGAACUCAGUGGAACACAGGCUGGAAUGGACCAGGCUUGUAGAUGAACCAGGACACUGUGCAGAUUUUCAUCCAAGUGGCACAGUGGUGGCCAUAGGAACGCACUCAGGCAGGUGGUUUGUCCUAGACGCAGAGACUAGAGACCUAGUUUCUAUCCACACAGACGGGAAUGAACAGCUCUCAGUGAUGCGAUACUCAUUAGAUGGCACCCUGCUGGCUGUUGGAUCUCAUGACAACUUUAUUUACCUCUAUGCAGUCUCAGAAAAUGGAAGAAAAUAUAACAGAUAUGGAAAGUGCACUGGACAUUCCAGUUAUAUCACACACCUUGACUGGUCUCCAGACAACACGUAUAUAAUGUCUAACUCAGGAGACUAUGAGAUAUUGUACUGGAACAUUCCAAGUGGCUGCAAACUAAUCAGGAAUCGAUCAGAGUGUAAGGACAUCGAUUGGACAACAUAUACCUGUGUACUAGGCUUUCAGGUCUUCGGUGUAUGGCCAGAAGGAUCCGACGGCACUGACAUCAACGCACUGGUGCGAUCCCACAAUAGAAAGGUGAUAGCUGUUGCUGAUGACUUUUGCAAAGUUCAUUUGUUUCAGUAUCCCUGCUCCAAAGCAAAGGCUCCCAGUCACAAAUACAGUGCCCACAGCAGCCACGUCACCAAUGUCAGCUUUACUCAUAAUGACAGUCACCUGAUUUCAACCGGUGGAAAAGACAUGAGCAUCAUUCAGUGGAAACUUGUGGAGAAGUUAUCUUUGCCUCAAAAUGAGGUGGUAGCAGAUACUACUCUAACCAAAGUCCCCAUCUCUUCCACUGAAAGUGUCAUGCAAUCUGAUACUCCCACACCACCUCCUUCCCAGUCCUUAAAUGAGACAGUUGAAGAAGAAAGUAGAAUAAGCAAUUCUCCCACACUUCUGGAAAAUAGCCUGGAACAGACUGUGGAACCCAGCGAAGAACACAGCGAAGAGCAAAGUGAAGGAGGCAGUGAAGACCUCGGUGAGCCUAUUUAUGAAGAACGAGCCAAUGAAGUGAGCGAGGAGCAGAAUGAAGCAGCUCUUACUGAAGAUGAGCAAGAACCUUCACACCUAUCCUAACUCCAGGACUUCAGUGCAGCUGUCUUUAUCCUUCAUCUGCAGGUGAUCUUAGGACAGCGUUCAGAUAACAGGCCGGGAAGUGAUGGAGGAUCAACAUUGAUUGACAUUUUGGUUUCCAUGUGAUCUGUUGUCUUCAACAGGCUUAUCUGCAGUCUCCAUGCAGCCAACCUAAAGGUUCAGUUUGGUGUGAGCUGAAAAUUAACCAAACUUAACAGUAGGAAAAAACAAACAUUAAUUAUGUCUCAGAAAUUACUGUAUAUGUAAGUGGUAUAAUGUAAAUACUGGAAACAAAAACAGCAGUUGUAUUGAUUUAAAAUAGACCCCUUGUUAUCUGAACAUGUUUUCUUCAGGAACAACCAGAGGCAUCACAAACACUGUUACUCAUCUACUGGCUCAGACUGUGCUACAUUUUUUUUCCCUGAUGCAGUAAAAAGAAAUCAGGGGGAAAAAAUUCUCUUACUGAGAUAUCCUUUCACCCCAAGUAUCUGGUGGAAAUUUUUUAAUUAAGAAAAAUUUCAGUAUUGCCAA
This is a messenger RNA of Talpa occidentalis (Iberian mole), 3795 nucleotides long. It is a transcript of the gene EML4, whose product is annotated as EMAP like 4. Gene Ontology annotation, biological process: microtubule cytoskeleton organization. The transcript is spliced from 24 exons. Gene Ontology annotation, cellular component: mitotic spindle. The record is from RefSeq and is a predicted model, not a curated record. Lineage: Eukaryota; Metazoa; Chordata; Mammalia; Eulipotyphla; Talpidae. Gene Ontology annotation, molecular function: microtubule binding. The coding region runs from base 247 to 3267 and encodes 1006 amino acids.